AAGAAAAAUUUUAAAAUAUUUUAGGAAAUCGAUUAUGAUUUACUCUAUUUGGUGCUUGUUAAUCCUAAUCAACUACAAUGUUGUGCGAGGUUGCGAAAUCAACACGAUGUUCAAUGGUAGCCUUGAAAAAAAAGAGAUAAAUGGCAAUGAUCUAUUCUUAAUUUCUAUACAUGAUGCUGGAUCCAUGCAUAAGGAUUGCAUUACCUUUAAAAGUUGCAAUGGAACACUAUUUCUUUAUCAUGCGAUGAAUGAUGGAUUUAGUUUUGUCAACCCUUUGAUCGUACUUUUAAAUUCCACUGCUACGUAUAAAAAGUAUAGACUUAACAACAAAGGAACUAACACAAUUAUAAAAGGACAGCGUAUAGGCAACGAUCAACGUUAUACUAUGCUACAUUGGCGUAACUAUUAGAAAAUUAUUUCCUUAGCGAAAAAGAAUAACAAAUUCUACAUUUUAUCAAAAUUUUAAUUAUCAUGCUUUAAAAAGGGAAGAUUUUUAAUUACAGAAAAUCUUUAUUUUAAUAUUAUUUAUAUAUAUGAUGCAGUUUCUUAAAACUGAAAAGA
Messenger RNA from Gordionus sp. m RMFG-2023, 561 nucleotides. RefSeq lists its product as uncharacterized. NCBI's taxonomy places the organism in Eukaryota, Metazoa, Nematomorpha, Gordioida, Chordodea, Parachordodidae. The record is from RefSeq and is a predicted model, not a curated record. The transcript has 5 exons. The coding region runs from base 35 to 409 and encodes 124 amino acids.